CAAUCCCGGCCCACAGAAGUCAGAGCGGUCCCUGCUCGACGCCAUGUGGCGGCCAUCAGAGAUAGAGCAGAGGUGACCAGAGCCUUUGUGAAAAGUCAGAAAGCCACAGUCUCCUGGUCUUUCCUGGGCUUGUCUGCUGUGUUACAACAUGCUGCUCCCUCUGUUUUUGGCCCUCCUGGUGUGCUCUGUAACCGCCGAAGACAAAGAUGGUGUUCUUCCCAGGCUUAAUGACAAAGAGGCUGUGGAAGCCUUCAUUGACUCUGCUGAAGUGGUGAUCCUAGGAUUCUUAGAGGGUGAGGAAAGUCGUGGCUAUAAGGAGCUGGAAGAAGCUGCAAAGCGAUCGGACUCGGUUCCUGCAGCCAUUUGCACUGUGAAAGAGGUGUGGGCUGACUAUGGCCUCCCCUCGGACGCAAUCACCCUCUUCAGAAAAGUACUCUACACCGCGGACAAUCACCAAGAGAACCUCAUCGUGGCUGAGGCCCAUAAGUUAGACGCUGAUGGACUCGUUCACUUCAUCAACACAAACGAGAUCCGAUACAUAACAGAGUACAACCAAGUGACAGCAGUGGGCCUGUUCAAUUCAGAGGUGAAGACACACCUUUUGCUCUUUGCUAACAGGGGGAGUAAAGAAUUUACUGAACUCAAGCAACGAUUGGAAGCUCUAGCACCGGAGUUCACCGGAAAGCUCUUAUUUGUGCUAAUUAACGGAGCUGUGAAGUCCAACUCAAAGGCACUCGACUACUUUGGCCUCAAGUCCAAAGAACUCCCACGAAUCGGUAUCUACGAUGGAGAUUCUGACAUGAAAUGGCUCCUACCUGAAGGAGAGAUUACCACAGAGCGUGUGCGGGAGUUCAGUGAAUCCUUCCUGCGAGGGGACCUGAAAGAGGUGAAGCAAGCCGGAGAAGUGCCCAAAACAGAGCUUUAGUACAGAGAAACAUCAAUAAAUUCUUUUACACUGAAUAAAAAAAAAAAAGAAAUAAA
Molecule: messenger RNA, 981 nt
Organism: Menidia menidia (Atlantic silverside)
Lineage: Eukaryota; Metazoa; Chordata; Actinopteri; Atheriniformes; Atherinopsidae
Source: the annotation of a GenBank genome assembly